GCACGUGCCAAAUGACGUCUGUUGGAAAACCAAAACAAGUCUUCGGUGCAUUGUUGCGACAUCGUUGUUUGUUUCAAUUCGUCCUGUUUUAAAAGCAGAUUUCAAAAUAUUAUUUUGGUUUCCUAACUCCGUGUGCAUGCUGUAGUUCGGUGAAACCAACCUGGCACCGGAGUUUCAGCAGCCAUGGCUCAGCAGAGAGGCGUUAACAGCCUGCAGUUCAACCAGGACCAGAGCUGUUUUUGCUGUGCAAUGGAGACCGGGGUCAGGAUUUACAAUGUUGAGCCGCUGAUGGAGAAGGGUCACCUGGACCACGAGCAGGUGGGCAGUGUGGCCCAGUGCUCCAUGCUGCAUCGCUCUAACCUGCUGGCAAUAGUCGGAGGUGGAGUCAAUCCCAAAUUCUCCGAAAUAUCUGUUUUGAUCUGGGACGACGCUCGAGAGUCCCGUGACCCUAAAGAAAAGCUGGUGCUGGAGUUCACCUUCACCAAACCUGUUCUAGCUGUGCGUAUGAGACAUGACAAGAUCAUUAUUGUGUUGAAGAACAAGAUCUAUGUGUACAGUUUUCCAAACAACCCUGUCAAACUUUUUGAAUUUGACACCAGAGAUAACCCCAAAGGUCUGUGUGAUUUGUGUCCCAGUCUGGAGAAGCAGCUGUUGGUCUUUCCAGGUCACAAAUGUGGCAGCCUUCAGCUGGUUGACCUGACCAACACCAAGCCCGGUACAUCGUCUGCCCCGUUCACCAUCAACGCCCAUCAGAGUGAGAUCGCCUGCGUUGCGUUGAACCAGCCGGGCAGCGUCGCAGCUUCAGCCUCCCGCAAAGGGACCCUCAUUCGGCUGUUUGACACCACCACCAGAGACAAACUAGUGGAGCUGCGCAGAGGAACCGACCCCGCCACCCUCUACUGCAUCAAUUUCAGCCACGACUCGUCUUUCCUGUGUGCCUCCAGCGACAAAGGCACCGUCCACAUCUUUGCUCUUAAAGACACCAAACUUAACCGCCGCUCAGCCCUGGCACGUGUUGGGAAGGUGGGCCCUGUGAUUGGUCAAUAUGUGGACAGCCAGUGGUCACUGGCCAGCUUCACGGUGCCUGCUGAGUGCGCCUGCAUCUGUGCUUUUGGAAAGAACACAUCCAAGAAUGUCAACUCGGUCAUCGCCAUCUGUGUGGACGGGACCUUCCAUAAGUACGUCUUCACACCGGAUGGAAACUGCAACAGAGAAGCGUUUGAUGUGUAUCUGGACAUAUGUGAUGAUGAUGACUUCUGAACACAAACGAGGAAGAAGAGACCGUUUAUCUGAGCUGAAGAAGUUUUGGUCAGGAGAUGGUUGGAAAACGACUGUCAACGAGAAACGGACUCAGUGCUGUAGCCUGUUUCAUAAAGUGUUGUUUAUGUAAGCUGCUGAAUCUGUAGUGUAGCAGUCUGAACACAGAAACACUUUUCUAUGAGCCUGUAUCUCAUCAAGCUGCUUGCUUGAUGUUAAAUAGACCAGUAAUAUGUUGUAUUCAUAAAAGUAGAUAAAAUCAGAAAAAAAAACAAUUUAUAAAUUCCCAUUAAUUGUUUUUUUAAUUAGAUUGUUAUAAAUAAAUCUAAUCAUUUCAUUUUGCAAAACUUUUAGGUUUGUCUUUCACCUGCCCAAGAUAUAAUACAUGUGCAACUUCAAUAUGUGCAGUCAUGGAGGGAAAACAUCCAUCCUCUUUAACUUCUAGGGUUUUUCACAUGAACACAAUAAAAAUCAUCUGAUUUUUACCCAGUUCUGAAAUUAACAAAAUCUAAGCUCUAGUGUAUGAAAACACACGUUUUUUUUCACCAUGCCAUUAUUAAUUUAAGCGAAAAUGGAAAGUCUGUGUUAAAAACUAAACUCUGUGCUAUUUCUGCAGAGGGAAAGUAGCAGCCUUGUACUGCUGAUGGAACAGACUUAUCAUCAGUAAUUAUUUAAAUGACCUCUAUAAAAACAGGGGUUUUGUCAGUUUGUACAGGAAAGAUAUUAGCAAUGACAUCGGUAAAGCAACUGUUGCAGCCCAUCAAUCUGGAAAGGGUUAAAGGUCGUUUCAAAACAUUUUGGAGUUUAUCAUUUACAGAGCUGAAGAUUGUUCACAAGCAGAAACCGUUUAAGACAGACGUUUAUCAGUUGUGCCAGGAGUAAAAACACCCAUUAAGGUCACCCCAAAGUCAGAUUGUGCAACUCUCAGAAAAACUGCAAACCUCUCAGGGCCUGAUCUACUAAAGGUUUGCAUGUAUAAAAAACGUGCAAACGUAAUAGCAUGUGCAAAGCUCAUCUUCUGACCAUGUGCACUGAGGAUUGCAUUUGUCAAAUGAGUAAAAUUGCAGACACAAUCCAUUUAGCGUGUUUGACUUCAUGAACAUGAAUAUAUGAUUAUCAGAAUGUGCAAAAUACUGGGAGGAGGAGAGCACCCACAGUGUGAUUUAUCAAACCUGAAACUGAUUGUGGUUGCCUUUUUUGUAUUUAUACUGUAUUUAGCAUUUGCGCAAGGCAGGUGCAAACUGGCUGGGCUCAUUGUGGCCAGAAGGAGGCAAAGGUGCAAUGACAAACGAUGGAGGGAGAAUGUUUUGUUCAUGUGUAAGAAAUAAAAAUAGAGAAAUAUCGUCUAUCCAA
Austrofundulus limnaeus is the source of this 2610-nucleotide messenger RNA. It is a transcript of the gene wdr45, whose product is annotated as WD repeat domain 45. Bases 184 to 1260 code for a protein of 358 amino acids. Gene Ontology annotation, molecular function: protein binding. The record is from RefSeq and is a predicted model, not a curated record. The transcript is spliced from 11 exons. Lineage: Eukaryota; Metazoa; Chordata; Actinopteri; Cyprinodontiformes; Rivulidae.